Phycomyces blakesleeanus NRRL 1555(-) is the source of this 1430-nucleotide messenger RNA. RefSeq lists its product as hypothetical. The transcript has 3 exons. NCBI's taxonomy places the organism in Eukaryota, Fungi, Mucoromycota, Mucoromycetes, Mucorales, Phycomycetaceae. Gene Ontology annotation, biological process: glycolytic process; gluconeogenesis. The record is from RefSeq and is a predicted model, not a curated record. Gene Ontology annotation, cellular component: cytosol. Gene Ontology annotation, molecular function: ATP binding; phosphoglycerate kinase activity; ADP binding. Bases 21 to 1271 code for a protein of 416 amino acids.
UCUUUCUCUCUUAAAACAUAAUGUCUCUCUCCAACAAGCUCUCUAUCCGCGACAUCGAUCUCAAGGGAAAGCGCGUCCUCAUCCGCGUUGACUUCAACGUUCCUAUCAAGGAUGGAAAGAUCACCAACAGCAACCGUAUCAUCCAGGCUCUUCCCACCGUCAAGUAUGCUCUUGAACAAGGUGCCAGCGCCGUCAUCCUGAUGUCCCACCUCGGCCGUCCCAAUGGUGAGGUUGUCGCCAAGUACUCGCUUAAGCCUGUGGCCGAGGAAGUCUCCAAGCUUCUCGGCAAGCCCGUCGAGUUCCUUGAGGAUUGUGUUGGUCCCGAAACCGAGAAGGCCUGCAAGGAAGCCACCGGCGGCCAGGUCUUGUUGUUGGAGAACUUGCGUUUCCACAUUGAGGAGGAAGGCUCUGCCAAGGAUGCCGAGGGCAAGAAGGUCAAGGCUGAUGCCCAGAAGGUCAAGGAGUUCCGUGACUCCCUCAGCCGUCUUGCUGAUGUCUACGUCAACGAUGCUUUCGGUACUGCUCACCGUGCCCACUCUUCCAUGGUCGGUGUCGAGCUCCCCGAGCGCGCCGCUGGUUUCUUGAUGCAGAAGGAGUUGGAGUACUUUGCCAAGAUUCUCGAACACCCCGAGCGUCCUUUCCUUGCAAUCCUCGGCGGUGCAAAGGUUUCUGACAAGAUCAAGUUGAUCGAGAACAUUCUUGACAAGGUUGACUCUCUGAUCAUCUGCGGUGGUAUGAGCUUCACUUUCAAGAAGACCCUCGAUGAUGUCAAGAUUGGCAACUCUUUGUUCGACGAGUCUGGUGCUGGACUCGUCCAUGAUUUGGUUGAGAAGGCCAAGGCCAAGAACGUCAAGCUUGUGUUCCCCGUCGACUACAUCACCGCUGACAAGUUCUCUCCUGAUGCCGAGACUGGCUACUCUACUGAUGCCGAUGGUAUCCCCGAGGGCUGGAUGGGUCUUGAUUGCGGCAAGGAGUCCAACGCCAUCUUCCGUGAGGAAAUCCUGAAGGCCAAGACCAUCCUGUGGAACGGUCCCAGUGGUGUGUUUGAGUUUGAGAAGUUCGCUACUGGUACAAAGUCCGCUCUUGACGCCGUCAUCGAGGCAACCAAGAACGGUGCUGUAACCGUCGUUGGUGGUGGUGACACCGCCACUGCUGCAUUGAACUGGGGUGCUGGUGACAAGAUCAGCCACAUCUCCACUGGUGGCGGUGCCUCUCUCGAGUUGUUGGAAGGCAAGGAGUUGCCUGGUGUUGCUGCCCUUUCUACCAAAUGAAUCUCUCGUCUGUAAAUUUUAGGGUUAAAGCAAAAAAAAAAAAAAACAAACAAAGAAGUACAUUUCUCUCAAACAACCUCUUUAACAUUAUAUAUAUAUAUAUUUUUCUUAUUAAAAAACAAAAACAAAAACCAAAUUGUGUGUGCGUGUAUCUCUAUC